UUUUGGCUGCCAUUUUAAUUCUCGUUGCGGCGCGGCGUGGGCACGAGCGGCACGAGCGAGCGAGCGUAGGAAUAUGCUAAGAGGUUUCCAAGAUGGCGAAGAAAACGCAGGCCGAGAAAACAGCGCAGAACGACGAGACCGCCAAGAAUAACGACGAUCCGAUGAACGACGAUGAGGAGCCCAACUUCAGCGAUCCCGAGGGCUUCGUUGACGAUAUCACCGACGAGGAGCUACUCGGCGAUAUCUUGAAGCAGAAACCUUCGGAAACGGACGGGGUGGAGUCUGUUAUCGUCGUGGAUAAUGUGCCUCGGGUGGAACCCGACAAAUUGGAAAAGCUUCAAUCUGUUAUCAACAAGGUGCUGGGAAAGUUCGGCACUAUUGUCAACCAGUACUACCCGAUGAACGAGACCGAUGGCAAGACUAAGGGAUACAUUUUCCUGGAAUACAACAAUCACCUGAAUGCACUCGCCGCGGUCAAGUCCACCAACAAUUACAAAAUCGACAAGUCCCAUACGUUUAAAGUCAAUCUUUUCACGGAUUUCAAGAAGUUCGAGGAUAUCCCGGAGAACUGGGAGCCGCCGAAGGCUCAGCCCUUCAAGGCCGCUAGUGACUUGCACUAUCACCUGUUGGAGCCGGACGCCUACGACCAGUUCUGCGUUCUUUGCGGCAAUGGAGCGGGCGUGUCGGUGCAGAUUUGGCAAAACUCCGCACCGGAACCCACCAUGCUGGAAGAACGUAACCGCUGGACGGAGACUUAUGUGAAAUGGUCACAGCUAGGUACGUAUUUGGCCACAUUCCACAAGCUGGGAGUCGCGCUGUGGGGUGGUCCUCAGUUCACCCAGCAAGCCAGAUUCAGCCAGCGAGGUGUCGAGUGCAUCGACUUCUCGCCCUGCGAGCGUUACCUAGUCACCUACACUCCGCGCACUGAUCUCGGGCAGGAUCAAAAGCGUCUCGUGAUCUGGGACAUUCUGUCGGGCCAGGAAAAACGAUCGUUCUUCCCGGACGGCUCCUCCGUCUGGCCAAUCUUCCGUUGGUCGCACGACGAUAAAUAUUUAGCACGCAUGGGAGAGGACGUUCUCAGUGUUUAUGAAACUCCAUCGUUCGGUCUGCUGGACAAGAAGAGCAUCAAAAUUCCGGGGAUCAGAGAUUUCAGUUGGUCUCCGACGGAUAACGUUCUUGCUUACUGGGUGCCGGAAGACAAAGACGUCCCUGCGAGAGUAACUUUGCUCGAAAUUCCUAACCGCAAUGAAAUAAGGAAUAAGAAUUUAUUCAAUGUGGCCGACUGUAAGAUCUUUUGGCAAAAAUCCGGUGACUACCUGUGCGUGAAAGUUGAUCGCUUCGCCAAACGCAAGGAAAAGACGGAGCAGAAGUACACAGGUAUGUCAUACAACUUUGAAAUCUUCCACAUGAGGGAGAAACAAAUUCCCGUGGAUAGCGUGGAAAUAAAGGAGCCGAUUCACGCUUUUGCGUGGGAGCCAGUUGGCAGCAAAUUCGCCAUCAUUCACGGAGAAAUACCCACUGUGAAUGUCAGCUUCUACGAAGUGCGAUACGGCCAUCAGCCUGCCCUUCUCAAAAGAUUGGAGAAGAAAGCUUGUAAUCAUCUGUUCUGGUCACCGUCGGGUCAGUUCAUCGUCCUCGCUGGCCUGACGACAAUGGCUGGCGCUCUGGAGUUUAUCGACACGAACGAUUUUACUAUUAUGAACUGCACUGAUCAUUAUCAAACCUCGGACGUGGAAUGGGACCCGACUGGCAGAUAUGUCGUCACGGCAGUAUCCAGCUGGAAGACCAGCGUUGACAACGGUUACUGGAUAUGGACUUUCCAGGGUCGUAUUUUAAAGAGAGUCAAUCUGACCGCGUUCAACCAGCUGUUGUGGCGGCCGCGACCUCCGACUCUGCUCACUGCGGAGCAGAUUAAGGAGAUAAAGAAGAAUUUGAAGAAAUACUCGGCGCAGUUCGAGAGCAAAGAUCGCAUGCGAUUGACGCGUGCUUCAAAGGAAUUAAUUGAGAAACGUUGCUUGCUGAUGAAGGCAUUCGAAGAGUAUCGUACGAGACGUGUCGACGAAUGGAAUAAUCAGAAGAAGCGUCGUCUUGAGUUACGUUGCAAUAUUGAUACUGACGAGCUGGAUUCAGACUCGAAAAAUGUGGAGGAAGAAGUUGUAGAAUUUUUCGUCAAAGAGGAAACCUUCGUGAUCGACGACAAGUAAACUCUCUUCCUCGGACAAUCGUUAAUCGCCGCGCCGGUUGCCAAUCUUGGAAAUCUCUAAGUGUGAAUUAGCGGUCUGUUUCCACCUGUAAAGUGUCGCGAUUGUUUGUCGUUGCAGCGAUUGAAUAUCGCUGCAAUUUAUUUCAACCCGUGAACCAUGAGUGGCAACAGACAAUCAAUCUUGUAUUAUUGUUACUGCUACUGCUAUUAUUACUAUCACUAUCGCUGUCAUUACUACUUCCAAACCAUUUUUACGUACCCGAUGUUGCAUAAGAAACGCCGACAUCGUAGCAACAUUAAAUUUUAUCACGUACCUUACAGGAUAGCUCACGAAAAAUUUAUCACUGAUUUUACACCUUCUACCGGCAACUUGCAGAAUAAAAUGCUAAUUUAUUACUUA
This is a messenger RNA of Vollenhovia emeryi, 2603 nucleotides long. It is a transcript of the gene eIF3b, whose product is annotated as eukaryotic translation initiation factor 3 subunit B. Gene Ontology annotation, cellular component: eukaryotic translation initiation factor 3 complex. The transcript has 11 exons. Bases 93 to 2204 code for a protein of 703 amino acids. NCBI's taxonomy places the organism in Eukaryota, Metazoa, Arthropoda, Insecta, Hymenoptera, Formicidae. Gene Ontology annotation, biological process: translational initiation. The record is from RefSeq and is a predicted model, not a curated record. Gene Ontology annotation, molecular function: RNA binding; translation initiation factor binding; translation initiation factor activity.